This is a messenger RNA of Alosa alosa (allis shad), 1531 nucleotides long. It is a transcript of the gene ppp4r2a, whose product is annotated as protein phosphatase 4, regulatory subunit 2a. Gene Ontology annotation, biological process: protein dephosphorylation. Gene Ontology annotation, molecular function: protein phosphatase regulator activity. Bases 84 to 1430 code for a protein of 448 amino acids. Gene Ontology annotation, cellular component: protein phosphatase 4 complex; nucleus; cytoplasm. The record is from RefSeq and is a predicted model, not a curated record. NCBI's taxonomy places the organism in Eukaryota, Metazoa, Chordata, Actinopteri, Clupeiformes, Clupeidae. The transcript has 9 exons.
GCAAUUCUGUCAGGGACGCUGUUAGCAGCCUGUUUUCAGGAGGAUUCGGAGGAACUAGCUAAGUAGCAAUACAACCCAAGACCAUGGAAAUCGACACACUCACGGGAGCUUUUAAUGAUUUCGAAAAGAAAGGGAAGAAAGAAACGUGCCCUGUGCUGGAUCAAUUUUUGUGUCACAUUGCAAAAACUGGAGAUACAAUGAUCCAAUGGUCCCAGUUUAAAAGCUACUUCUUGUUCAAGCUGGAGAAGGUUAUGGACGACUUCCGGGCGUCGUCUCCAGAGCAACGGGGUCCAGCCAACCCCAAUGUGGAGUACAUUCCCUAUGAUGAGAUGAAGGAGAGGAUACUGAAGAUUGUGGAUGGGUACAAAGGGAUCCCCUUCACAAUACAGCGCUUAUGUGAACUCCUUACUGAGCCGAAGAGGAACUACACAGGGACAGACAAGUUCCUAAGAGGUGUGGAGAAGAAUGUGAUGGUGGUCAGCUGUAUAUAUCCAAGCUCUGAGAAAAAUGGGUCAAGUAACAUGAGCAGAAUGAAUGGGGUGAUGCUGUCUGGGAAUUCGUCCAUCUACACAGACAGGAAUGUCAAUGGGCCAGGCUCUCCUAGGAUCCUGAACAGACCCUCUGCGAAGCUCUCUUUAUCGAGCCCGGCGGCCACCAACGGCCUGCCAGAUAGCACAGAGAGCAAGGACUCGCCCACGGAGUCAACAGAAAAAGCCCUCAGUGAUUCGUCGUCGUCGUCGUCGUCGUCAUCAGAGGCAGACUCAUCCCACUGCAGCCCGAUGAAGAACAAGCACAUGGCAGAGGAUGAUGAAGACGAUGACUCUCCUGAGGCAGAGAGGCAGGAAGCCAAGCGGCUCAAGUUCGACAAAGACGAGUUAGAGGAUGAGGAGGAGGAGGAGGAGGAGGAAGAGGAGGAGAAUGGCGAAGAAGAUGAGGAGGAAUACGAGGAAGGCAAGUUCUCACCGGAUCCUAUUGGAUCCGAGGACUCCUCCUCCAACACACCGCAGUCUUCCACGGACGUUGCCAACCCAUCAACAGAGAGCAAAGCAGUGGAGGAGAGCGCUUCUGAUCAAGAGCCAUCCAGCACACAGAGUGAGCCCCUGGAGAGUGCAGACAGCAAAUCAGAGGGGGAAGCCUCCCCCGGGCCCGCCGACAGCAAGGAGAGUGGCGUCAAAACGGACCAAUCGGAGGAGCCGGCACCGACUGCUGGCCCAGGGGUAGAGGAGCGGCCAGAGAGCAGCGGAGACCCCGUCAGCAGCAGCAGCAGCAGCAGCAGCAGCGGUGGUGAAGAAGAGACGUCUGGUGACUCCUCGGCUCGUGCUGACCCCAGCAGCCCAGUAGAGGACAGUGUGAGUGUGAGUACAAGCGUGGUGGGGAGCAGUUUGGACAGCUCGGAAACACCGUCAGAGGAGCAAAUGGACCAGGACUAGCGGACCAGACAGGAGCAGAAGCAAGGCCCCUGCUCAUGCUGUACUGACAAAUAAAAGCCAGACAUUUGACCAAUACCAGUGGACCUCUCAGCAGUAAUGCC